CUUAUUUAUACAUUCUUUCAAUAUAAAAUUAGAAGCGAUACAGUUUUAUCCUUCUUCGGAAACUUCGGGCGUCCAAAAAGAAAAUGAACAUAACUCAUAGAGUCCAUCAUAGGCAAAAAAUUACAUGUAAAGAGUUAUAAUCAUUAUCAACCAAAUUAAAGCUUUGUUUUUAAUUUUUUUCUAUUCGUCUAGAAUUUUAUUAUUUUCGCUUUCUUUUUCAUUUGUUGUUUUAAUUUAAGUUUUAUUUUCGUUUUGUUUUUCUGUGAAUGAUUAAUAAAUGAGCCAAAAUGGAAAAUUUGUGAUUAAUUUUGGGCAUUAGGGAGAUUUGGUCAAAGACUCAAAGAAAGCCAAGAAGGGAAUACGGUGUUGUUCCUUGUUUCCCCUUAUAUAGCUGAGGAAAUACGGUGUCGUUCUCCCAACUCUGAAUUCUGAAAGCGGAGAAACCCUAAUUUUAUCAAGUUUUGAGCAAGUUUAUUGUAGAUGGGAGAGCCUGAGGAUGGUGCAAAGCCAAAGAGAGUGGUUUUUGUGACAGUGGGAACAACAUGUUUUGAUGUGCUUGUGAAAGUGGUGGAUUCUCAGGAAGUUAAGGAUGAGUUAUUGAGAAGAGGAUAUACUCAUCUUCUCAUUCAAAUGGGUCGAGGGUCUUAUGUUCCUACAAAGUCUACUGGUGAUGAUGGAUCUUUGGAUGUAGACUACUUCACAUUUUCAUCAAGCAUUGCUGACCAUCUGAGAUCUGCGUCUCUUGUGAUCAGUCAUGCAGGUUCUGGGAGCAUAUUUGAGACCUUGCAGCUUGGCAAACCUCUAAUUGUGGUGGUCAAUGAAGAUUUGAUGGAUAAUCAUCAGAGUGAGCUAGCAGAAGAACUGGCAGACAGAAAACAUUUAUAUUGUGCUCGUCCUCAGAUACUUCACCAGACUAUAGCUGGUAUGGAUUUGAAGUCCCUCCUUCCAUACUCUCCAGGAGAUGCCACACCAGUGGCCAAACUCAUAAAUAGGUUUCUUGGUUUUCCAGAAGAUUAAUGAGACUGAAUAUAGUAAAAGAAAGUGAGCAGGCCUAAGGGAAACUUCUUGCUGUACUUUAUGGUCCAACAAUGCAGUUAUGGGUAUUUUGAUGUUCCAUUGAAAUUUGAAUAUACCCAAUGGGCCUUACCUGAAUAUUUAUUUUGCAGUUUUUAUUUCUCUGGCAGAAAGUGCCACUUGAGUUUCCAUAGAUAUCAUAUCUUCUCACAUAUUGUCACCCAUUUGGUAGAUAGUCUAAAACAUGUACUAUUAUAUUAACAGUUGAAUGAAAAUCCACUGCCCUGUUCUGUCUAA
Messenger RNA from Durio zibethinus, 1311 nucleotides. RefSeq lists its product as uncharacterized. Gene Ontology annotation, molecular function: hexosyltransferase activity. NCBI's taxonomy places the organism in Eukaryota, Viridiplantae, Streptophyta, Magnoliopsida, Malvales, Malvaceae. Gene Ontology annotation, cellular component: UDP-N-acetylglucosamine transferase complex. The record is from RefSeq and is a predicted model, not a curated record. Gene Ontology annotation, biological process: dolichol-linked oligosaccharide biosynthetic process.